AUGCUGCGUCUUGUGUCAUCGUAUGCAACAUCUGCUGCACUCAACAUUAUUAUUCCAUGUGCACGGACAGGAGGUGCGGCUCACUUCUCUUCGUCGGCUUCCUGUCUGUUCACGAAACAAGACCCUGUGGCGCUGAGUGAGGCCAUUCGACGUAUCAUGCGGACUAGUGCACAACCAGUAGCGCUCGUAUCCGCAUUUCUUCCGUCUGAUCUAGGAACAGGGCCUUCCAACCAGAUUCACACUACUACUCUCUCUUCGUUUACGACCGUCUCCUUGGCUCCUCCUCUUGUUGCCUUUUCCAUCCGCCUUCCCAGCCGUAUGGCGGAUGCCUUGCGUGCGGGUGCUGCUAUACCCACCUCCCACCACCAAAGCCCGACACCCGCGCAGAUUAUGUCUAAAAAGCCACACUUUCUGAUUCAUAUCUUGUCGUCGACACAGGGUCCCUUGUCGGAUUAUUUCGCCAAACCUGGAGCUCCGCCUUACGUGGUUGGUCAGGCGAAUCAAGAUGGUCAUCCAUUUGAUACACACCCUAUGCAGCUGUCAGAAUCAGUGGAAGGGCAACUGAUUCCUCGUGAUGCUGUAGGCACGCUUGCCUGCAGCCUUGUGUAUCAGCUGGACUUGACAUCGUCCGAUUUGCAUGGCACGACCGAAUUCGAGAAUGGUUGCAUUCAUACGGACGAAGUUGGCAGCAUGCUAUUCCUAGCGCAUAUCCACCAUGUUGAGCAGGGCGAUGUACCUCCCUCUGUGUCGGACGUACGGAAGCCACUUGUGUAUUGGCACCAAAAAUACCAUACCUGUAACGAGGCUCUAUAG
Molecule: messenger RNA, 813 nt
Organism: Malassezia pachydermatis
Lineage: Eukaryota; Fungi; Basidiomycota; Malasseziomycetes; Malasseziales; Malasseziaceae
Product: spt20 domain-containing protein
Exons: 1
Coding region: 1-813 (270 amino acids)
Molecular function (GO): riboflavin reductase (NADPH) activity; FMN binding
Source: RefSeq, a predicted model, not a curated record